AUGUGGGGGAAACAAGCACCUUUGUUUUUCCUGUCAAUUCUUUAGCUCAUUUCCACCUAAGUUAGCCUACUUAGCCCUUAGGCUAACAUCAGUUUCCCUUUACUGCUAUGUAGUUUGACAAGCGUGUAGUCGGUGUGGUGGACGAGCAGUAGGAAGGCGUUUGCCCUCUGGGAUUUUGUGCCAGUGUUUGAGAAACUCGUUCUUUAUGUGCCACUGGGAGAAGAAGCAGCAUGGCGGAUGACAAGGACGUACUGAGAGACGUUUGGUUCGGCCGUAUUCCCACCUGUUUCACUCUGAACCAGGAUGAGGUGACUGAGAGAGAAGCCGAACCCUACUAUCUGCUUUUACCCAGAGUGAGCUACCUCACCCUGGUUACAGACAAAGUGAAAAAACACUUCCUCAAAGUGAUGAAGGCCGAGGACGUGGGGGAGAUAUGGUUUGAGUAUGAAGGAACACCACUUAAAUGGCACUAUCCAAUUGGAGUUCUUUUUGACCUCCAUGCCUUCAAUACUGUCUUACCCUGGAGCAUCACUGUGCACUUUAAGAACUUUCCAGAUCAGGACCUGCUCCACUGCUCGUCCAACUCUGUGGUUGAAGCUCAUUUCAUGUCCAGCAUCAAGGAGGCCGACGCCCUCAAGCACAAGAGCCAAGUCAUUAACGACAUGCAGAAGAAAGACCACAAACAGCUGUGGAUGGGUCUGCAGAAUGAUAAAUUUGAUCAGUUCUGGGCCAUGAACAGGAAGCUGAUGGAAUAUUCUACAGAGGAGGAAGGCUUCAGGUACAUCCCCUUCAGGAUAUACCAGACGAUGAGCGACAGGCCAUUCAUCCAGAAACAGUUUCGUCCCGUUUCACCUGAGGGCAAAGUUCACACACUUGGCAUCUUGCUGAAAGAAAUGUAUCCAGCUGCGAUACCCAAUGAAGGUGAGCAGAAGCGUUACCAGGCUGUGAUCCACGGCAUCGAGCCGCUGCUGGAGACUCCUCUUCAGUGGCUCAGCGAACACCUAAGCCACCCCGACAACUUCCUGCACAUCUGCAUUAUCCCCGUCCCCACUGACUGAGGCUACCGCUGUCACCGCGCCGCGACAAACGCCAGCACCAGCCGCGGGAUGCCCCAGGAAACGGUGGAAGAUUUGAACUAACAGACUCUUUAUUGAGAUGAGAAUGGAAAGACAAGGAGGUGAAGGGGGUCCUUCACAAACCUCCUGCACCAUCCUGUUUAUUUAUAUUUCUACUCCUACUACCACCACCACCACUACUACUACUAUUACUACUACCACUCAGAAAACCUGAUUUCAGGAGGUGACGGUGCAAAGAUCUCUUCCUCUAUUUCAAAAAAGAAGACACGCUUUCAUGGAAGUGAAGAGACAAACCUUUCAUUUUUCUACUCUGCUGUCUCGCAUCUUAACCUCCUCCUUUCUCUCUUCGUCUAAGAACAUAUAUCUUCAUGGGACAUGAGGAGAUUACGCAGCCCGUCUUUUCUCUCCAUCCUUGCGUCCUUGUUUGGGGAUAGGUGCGUCCUGUCCUGUUGAAGCUGCCUUAGUUUUUUUUUUUUACUUAUGAGUUUACAUUAGAGCCUGGAAAAAAAUAAUGAGGGAAUUUUCUGUCGGCUUAAUAAAAAUAAGAUUGUUUUUUUUGUUUUAUAUUUGACCAAAUGAGCUUAUGUAAAGAAAAAUAUGAGUAGUUUUUGAGAUCUGAGGACACACACAAACACAUCACUAUCAUUGUUCAUCAGCACUGUUAAGAGUUACCGUCUAAUUAUGCAUUAUUUGAAACUGGAAGACUAAAUAUACACCUGUCAUCA
Molecule: messenger RNA, 1801 nt
Organism: Solea senegalensis (Senegalese sole)
Lineage: Eukaryota; Metazoa; Chordata; Actinopteri; Pleuronectiformes; Soleidae
Gene: atg5
Product: ATG5 autophagy related 5 homolog (S. cerevisiae)
Exons: 8
Coding region: 231-1058 (275 amino acids)
Biological process (GO): C-terminal protein lipidation; autophagy of mitochondrion; nucleophagy
Cellular component (GO): cytoplasm; phagophore assembly site membrane; Atg12-Atg5-Atg16 complex
Source: RefSeq, a predicted model, not a curated record